This is a messenger RNA of Linum trigynum, 3399 nucleotides long. NCBI's taxonomy places the organism in Eukaryota, Viridiplantae, Streptophyta, Magnoliopsida, Malpighiales, Linaceae. The record is from the annotation of a GenBank genome assembly.
AGCUUGCUGCUGAUUGCAUCAUUUGUGGGUAGACUUGCAAAUUGCAAUGGAUAAUGAUGUUAGUUGCAAGCAUGAUGAGCAGAUGGUUUAUAUUGGCCAACGUUAUAAGUCAGAUGAGCUUUUGGUUUCUAGUCAUCAUUCAUCAGCAUUUCACUUAUGUUUGUUGAACCCUAAACGGUUAAGUACGGUAUUCAGAUUCUGCAUGUUGUAUCGCUAAUCGUUAUGCAGUCUAUGCUACUUGUUUGACAUUUUUGAACCUUGAUAAUUAAUCUCUUUUGUAGAUUAUUGAUCCUGCAGAGGCUAUUCUUUUAAUUUAUCAGGUGCAAGACUUUGUGUUUGGCAUCUGAUUGUUUAAAAUUAUGUAAGUGGAACAGCUUUUUAGAUGCUGUAACACCAAAGGCUAUUUUCCAGCUCUUGAAUCAGGUAAUUCUUUUGACAUGUGAUUUAUCAGAUGCUGUAAUCAUUAGUGAAACCUGUAAUGUAUCUCUCAAUGGGCUUGAUUAGUUAAUCAUUGGGUAAACACAAUCUCUCAAGUAGUAUAGCAUAUUGGGAUUAUGAAUUUGUAUUCACAUAGGUGGUUAGCUUCUCUGUAAUCCUCUUGGUGUUUUUCUGCAUAAUUGUCGUUUCAACUAGUUGAACAUUGUGCCAUUAUUGUAGUUUUACAUUUCUGAUAUUUGUUAAUUCGAUUAUGCAAUAUUGGUAUAUAUGAUUUACCCUUCUUGGUGGAUACAGUGACAUAAUUUACUUUUCAUCAAACUAUUGAAGCUCUUUCAGUUGUUCCAUAACCCGAGCUGGCAUUGAGGUUUUUCAGUCUAUUAUUACUUCUUUGAUAAAUGGUGGAAAAUUUAUAGAUGAACGCGUUGUUCACUCCAUUCUUCCUGGUUUCUUAUUUAUGUAAAUUUUUCGUUAUAACCAGGCAGCUAAUGACUGUGAGCUCGAGCCAAUUGCGGUAAUCAAUUACUCUCUCGAUCAGUCCCUUCAACUUAAUUCUCUGAAUCAACAAUUCAUUGAGAUUGGUUCCUUAGUCCCCUUACCGCUGAAGAUUUUUUUUCUCUUGCAAAUCAGGAUUCGAAGGCUCAGGUGACUGCUAUACAUCUAAUUGAUGGAACUCCCCAGAGGAUGCUAGUAUUCGGAAUUGAGAACAGGGAUACAUUAACGCACCAGGCCUCUGGAGUAAGAACCCUCAACUCUUUCCUUCUCAGUAACUUGUUUUAUUAUACUAACAAACCCCGUGAAUAACUUGGCUCUUCUUUCUUUUUGCAUGUAUUCUGCAAAGCUUUUGAAGAAGCCUGACCAAUGUUGAGCAGUUUAUGCCUGCUCCCACCUCUUUUGGGUCGAUGACCAGGCCUGGAAUCAAGGAUGGAGAGAGGUACCUCUACUUUUUCGAGAAGGGCAAUCCGCAGAUCACAAGCAAUAUGAUCCAGGAUCUGGUUGAACUAAUAACCGAAGAGAUGCAAAGUGACUCUGUUACUGCAGAUCCAGCUUCCGAUGCUUUCUUCGCCAGCACACUCCAGUACAUCCGGUCCCAGAAACAGAAAGGUGUUAGUAUAGUUUGAUGUAUCUCAGGGAAAGGAGGGUGUGAUUAUGAAUUUCAUAAAGAGCUCCAGGUAUCAAGGUAUCAGGUGAGGAAGCGCAUAGAGCUUCUGUCCAGAACUUGUAAAAGAGGGAAGAUAUCUCAUGGGUAUUUUCUUUUGGCUUUGAAGAGUAGACCAUUAGGUUCUUUCCUUUGGUUUUGAAGAGUAGAUCACUAGGUUCUUUUACUGCUACCAUGUUUCUUUGGAUGAUUCUUGGAUAUUUAUGGUAAUUAACAUUUAGCUAUGUAAAUAAUAUUAUAUAUUGAAUCAUGAAUCAUGGUAUGUAUGAUGUAAUAUAUAUACAAAAGUUUGCCAGCAACAAGUUUGGUUGUGAGUUUUCCUAUAGUAACCAGAGUAUUUGUAACCAACUUAUAGAAUCCUGUGUUAGGGUCUUCUUAGUGACCAUACUGAGUUGGUUGCAAAUCAAUUAGUCACGAAUAAAGCAAGGGUUUUAACCCUUUCUAGUGUUUGCAACAAUUUUGAAUUCUUACAGGUCUCUCUUUAGUGACCAUAAUAAGCUCGUUGCAAAAUUAAUUAGUCACGAAUUAAGCAAGGGUUUGAACCCUUGCUAGUUUUAGCAACAAAUUUUCCAAGGGUUCAAACCCAUGAUACAGACAUAUCUCUAUUGGAUUUUACAUUUCAGUGUAGCAAGGGUUGUAACCCUUGGUAUAUAUAGCAGGAGUUAAAACCCCUGCUACAACCCUUAGAGGGGACUUCCACCGUGGGUUGCUAAAAACCCUUGCUACGUGUAGCAGGGGCAGCAUAGGUGAGGGUUCGUCCAUGGAUUGGGAAAACCCCUGCUACAACUUGUAGCAGGGGUUAUAACCCUUGCUAUAGGUAAAAAAACCCUUGCCAUAGCCCUGUUUUUUUGUAGUGAGCGUUUGGGUCCACCAACUAGGCGAUGCGUAAGUGUAUGUCGCAUGCAUAAUAUAAUAGUGGUGGAAGUGCAUAACACGUCCAAACACAUGCAAAUGCAAGAACAAACUUUCUCCAGCCGCCUGUGGAAAACUAUGACUAGCUAGGCCCGGCGAGUAAACUAAAAGACGAAAAUAGAAAAACUAGCUUGGACUUAACGAUGGAUAGUUCAGGUUCAGCCGGCGGCUUAUAGAGGGUAGCCAAAAUUGACAACAUCAAUAUAAGAAGAGUUUUACUAAUUAGCAAUGAUUCAGUUCAAACCGGACCGAACCAAACCUUAAGAAACGUUGUCCAAAAGUUAAAAAAAAAAUAAUAGGACCAAAGAUCAGACCGACAUUGCAUUUGGUCUAAUGUCGUCUUGUCCAAAUAUCAAUCUUGCUUGUUUUCCUUCAAAAUUGAUAAAAUUCAUAGGACGAUGAACCAUAUCACAUUAUAUAUAUUUGGUCGGUUUGAUCUGUCUCGAUGUCCGUUUGGUCUGGUGCGGUCUGCUUUGAAACAAACGGUUGCAUAUCCUACCAUAUUGGUUUGGCUUUGGUUAAGUUUUGUUGGCCAAAAAAGAAAAGAUGACCAAAAUUUUUAUCUGCUUUUUAGUCGGGUGAAAAUUGUAGCUAUAAAAGUUUAUUUUGUCAUUAAAAAAAAUACAUUCAUCUAUCUUUCAAGCAUUUAAUAUUUAUAAGAUAUAUUUAAUAAUUAUUAAAACUGUGAUGAUAAAAUUAGUACCCCGAGCAUAUUAGGCUGCGACAACCGCACUCUUACAAAAAGAUUUUUGUGUCAAGGAAUAUUGAUUGGUCGAUCAGCCAAAUAACAAAAGAAUACAGCACAUGUUUGUGUUUGUUAGAGCUCAAAUUCCACCUUAUUAAUUAAAAGAGAAUUGUUAGCUAGGCUUCUUCAAUAAACUUUUUCCCAUUAA